Cyprinodon variegatus (sheepshead minnow) is the source of this 1076-nucleotide messenger RNA. It is a transcript of the gene map6d1, whose product is annotated as microtubule-associated protein 6 homolog. The transcript has 2 exons. Lineage: Eukaryota; Metazoa; Chordata; Actinopteri; Cyprinodontiformes; Cyprinodontidae. The record is from RefSeq and is a predicted model, not a curated record. The coding region runs from base 97 to 522 and encodes 141 amino acids.
UUUUGGUCAGAUUCUAGUAUUUUAGUUUUUAAGCAUCAGCACAACAUCAUUAGGUCUGUAACUUCACGGCAACCCUGCUUUAAAGUCAACAUACUGAUGCAUUUUACUUCCUUCAGGCAAGAGUACAGGCCAUGGACAGGGGUGAAACCAGCCAGAAGUGCAAGGAGAAAUCCAGCCACUCAAUACUCCAGCCCAGGGACAGAGGCCACCCAUAUCCCACGUGAGACCAGCUACCAGGCAGCCUACAGCGGAGAGGUCAGCAGGUCCAUGAGCGGGCACAAGGCUGAGCUCAUCCCCCCAUCUGCUGCCUCCAUCAUCCAGCCUCCCUCCGUCACUCAGCACAGCUCAGCUGCCCCGCGGGUCGGCAGGUCCUUGAACCCCCAAGGCCUUCAGCAAAGCAUCCUACAUGAGAGCACCGAGCACAGUGGAAUAACCAAGAGAGAGGAGCAUCUGGUGAGGACCAAACUGCCCCCGAACCCUUCUGCGGUCUUUCAAAGCGGAUCAAGGGUCUUCAACAUCUGACAGCUGCUUCGACUCUCCUCCAACUCCACUUUGUUCACAUUAAGUAAUCCAGACGGGAAUGUUUCAAGCCCAUUCCACAACACAAGAAUCUAUGCAAGGGAAUGUUGUUGUUGUGAACGCUGUUGAGCAGCAGCUUAUUAUCCCAGGUGGAGAUUUGAACCACAUCUUUUGAUACUACUCUAGACUUCCUGCUCCUAUAAAUGAAACGCAUGUCACAGAAUAGCUUAGAUACACUUUUCCUUUUUGUGUUUGUUUUAUUUCGGUUAUAUACACAGAAACUGGCUGCUCUGUAUGUUUGUGUUUGUGUGCCUGCUCUCUUAUCUUCAACGCACAAACUGUUGAAUCUGCAACAAUAAUCCAAGACAUGAUUUGUCAGAAAGUGUGUUUGCUUGUAAUGCUAUGCUGCGCUUUGGUGUCAUUAGAAAUCUGCCUGAAAACAAUUUAUUACCUUUACAUUAUGUUCACCUUUAAAGAAGAUAUUGUUUAGUCCAUUUUGGGAUAAUAUCUAAAUAAAGAAAAAGAGCAGUUAAAUGAGGUAAGAUGUUGAAUAACAA